Volvox carteri f. nagariensis is the source of this 1308-nucleotide messenger RNA. RefSeq lists its product as uncharacterized. The coding region runs from base 1 to 1308 and encodes 435 amino acids. The transcript has 7 exons. The record is from RefSeq and is a predicted model, not a curated record. Lineage: Eukaryota; Viridiplantae; Chlorophyta; Chlorophyceae; Chlamydomonadales; Volvocaceae.
AUGACGCCCGGCCCAAGCAUGGCAUCCAACCACGACGCAUUCAAUGUCAUGGCAAAGUACGUGCUGCCCCGCUCGGCUGACGACAUUGUGAAGCAGCAGCUACCCCUCGCAACGGUUCUGCUCGUCCAUCUGUACGGAGGUGGCGCCCUGCUCGUCCCAACCGCAUAUCACGGUCUCGUCGAUUUUGAGGGGCUACAGACGUUCGUCUCGCACCUCUCAGUGGCUUACAAUGCCUUGCUUGCGAAACGUAGCAGUAGCACGAGCACCGGCGUUGGUGUCGGCCAGGUCGGCGGGGACAGCAGGGACGACGGUGGCUUCGGCAGUGGCUAUGACAAAAGCGGGAGCAGCACUAACCGCAACAACGGCGAUAACUUAAGUACAAGUAACAACGACAAGAACAGGGAUGGCAGUAGCACUAGCAACAAUAUCAGGAGUACCAGAAACAGCAGUAGUAUCAUUAGGCGCGGGUUUUUCGCACCCGAGGCGGUGGAGCGAUUGUGCGAGACAAACCGCCUGCGUCCCGGUUCGAAUCCCCGGGAGGCCAUGGCGGUGUUGUCAAAAUGGAGCGGACCGCUGGCGCUGCUGCGCAUCCUCUACCAACUCUUCGUACGGGGCGGCGGUGUGGAGAUACGCUCUUAUUGGAUUCCCCCAGAUCGGCUCGCGGACCUCAAGCAUGCAGCCACCCAGCAGCUCAAGAAGGGAAUGGUGGAGUGGGUGUCCACGCGGGACUGUCUGGCGGCUCGUCUGAUGCAGCCCUCCAUGUUCAUGUUGGUCAUUGCGAACCUGCGGCCCCGUGUACGGCCGCCGUUGCCGGACAGCCAGCUGGGCAACCACAUUUGGGGCGCGCGUGUGGACUGCGUAAGGCCCUCCGAGAUGGAGCUGGGGGAGGUGGCGGCCCGGGUGCGACUUGCACUCACCAGGGAUUUGCCUGCGCAGUACUGUGAGAUCGUACGGCAAAUGAAGAUGUUGACUGCCGUACACGCGGCCCGGCAGCUGAUUACCGAACUGAUCAUUACGCGAGAUCCGUACAAGUGCCUGGUGGCGCCUGAGGGACCCAUCAUGGUGAACGAGUGGAGGGUGCAGUACGACUUGUGGCAGUUCGGCCCGGAGCCCCCCUUCGCCUUUAACCCGGUCAUCCCGCCAGGGCUGAGUCCCAACCUCGUGUGCAGCUACCCCGCGGCACCACACGGUGGCGGUAGCGGCAGUAGCGGGGGCACCGGUGGUCUCUUUUUGAUGGUAUCUCUCCACCGGGCGGUGUGGCGGCAACUGGAUGCCGUGACGGGAGGCGAUCUGGUGGGGGCCUUAUGA